AUGGGUGUUCAGAAGCGGAAGGCUUCGGGGAGACAAAACUGCACCGAGCGCUGUAUGAUCACAGUUGCCAAAUGCAUGGCACAAGCGCAGGGCAUGAGGGACGAGGUGCAAAGUCAAGUUGUAGAUAGCGCUAGGAGCAGCAACGAGUACAUUCGCUUCCAGCUCUGUAUAUUCUACGAGAAGAUGUCGGCUUCACGGGUCCGCAGUCUAGAUUUGUUCACUGCUGCUGCUCACAUUGGUGUCAUGAGCAGUUCAGAAUAUCGUUUCCCGAAAGCGCUCGUAAAAGCCAUUCUGAUGCAGGCCAAGAGGCAGCUAGCUGGAGCCGAUGACAUCUCUGAGAGCAGUGUGCGAAAGCUCUGUGAGGAGAUCGAACGCCCGCUGGAGCGCCGUUCGCUCUGCGCGCCGCUCUGCAGCGCCACCUGCGGUGGCACGGCGAAGGGCAUCGACGCCCUGCCGUUGUCGUGGGCGAGACCUGAGCAAGAGGUGUGGGUGCUGAGAGAGGUUCUGAAACCCUCCGAAGUUCAAGCGAUCCGAGAAUGGGGAUUGUCACGCGCUGAUUGGGUGCAAGCAAAUGGACAUUUGAUCAACCAAUUCUUCGAUCCGGUGCUUUCCUUCAAACUUUGGAGCCGCGUCAAGCACCUCAUGCCCAAUGUGCAAGGUCUUGCAGCUGCGGGGCUGAAUGAACACCUGCGCUUCUUGAGGUAUGGCGAGGGCCACUAUUUUGCUCCACACCAAGAUGGUGAAAACCGCAAAGACUGUGGGAGAUCGGUCUUCUCUGCCCUUUUGUACCUCUCAGACAGCACUGGCUGCGAUGAUGGCUCUACUCGCUUUGUUUCGCCACUGUGCCCUGAGGUAGCACGUUGUGGCCGUUGCGAUUGGUCUUGUAGCCAUUGCGUGGAUGCUCCAGUGGCAACUGGAGAUAUGGUGAUUUUCACACAGACCUUGCUGCAUGCUGGGACUGAACCCAAGAACUCGGAGAAGUAUGUCAUCCGAACCGACGUGAUGUAUCCAGUAUCAUCUAGCUGAGCCACACAGCUGCUCAGGAAAUGGAAAGCUCAGAGACUGUGAAGUACAGCAAAAACUUCUGUGCGUUGGAUGAUGUGAUUUGACAACCACCAUUGAGAAGACUAUGAUUUGUGGAGAUGCAUUGCUGUCAGCCAAGCCUUUGCUUUGUCAUUGAUGGCAUCAGCAACAGACUCCAAGAUCGUGAAGGAGAACGCAGUGUUGUAGCCGGGGGUAUUGCUACAAGUGGAUACAAGUGGGACACUGCGGUCAUUGGUCGGAGACACACUCUUCUCCCUGAUGGUCGCAGCACUUUCAAGUUUCUCGGCGUUGAUCGCCACCUUCUAGUAGCGCUCUUGCACCGGAGAAACAUGGUACACUUUACAUCUCGAAGCCUGCGGUAGAGGAAGAGGCUCUACCCAGGCCAAAGAAAACGUUUGAAUUACUUCGCUUGGCUCAACUGAGCUGUAGCUGUUUCACAGAUGCCGUGAACUUGCUUAUGUUUCAUCAUUUUCCAUAAUUUUCCAUACUUUUCCAAUGAUCGAAGAGGAUCAAGAGCUGACAGCAAACAGAUUUGCUGCUCACGCCUUGGACAGAAUUUUGCCUGUCGAUGGUGCAGCUGACAGGAUUGACCCGUGUGGUUUGAACAA
Molecule: messenger RNA, 1652 nt
Organism: Cladocopium goreaui
Lineage: Eukaryota; Dinophyceae; Suessiales; Symbiodiniaceae
Source: the annotation of a GenBank genome assembly